CCCUGAACUUGAGUAUGCACUCACUUGAGAAAGUUAAGUUCCCGCUGUUUCCCUACAACUCCACAAGUUCGCUGACGAACAGAGACAAUUCAUUCAGUCACGCGGGUGUUUCUGAUUGAAGUCUUCAAAUCUCUAUUCGUCGGGAGACCAUUUUGAGCAAAAGAGAAACUCCAGCCCGCGAAAUAAACAGCGGCGGUAUUUUAUUUUUUUCUGGCCUUUUCGUUGUGAUCCCACUGAAUCAAGAAACAGCAACCUUACAAACACUAGGCACACAGUUUUGCUGAGUGACCAUAGAACACAAUAUUUUAAUAUUUUUUAAAACGUUAUUGAUGAUCGAUAAUUAUACAAACUUUGUCGUCUUGGAAAUAUUGUAACAUUUUGUCAAUUUAAAUUUCAUUCUCAACCAUUAUUUUUUGCCAUCUUUUAUUUUGUAAAUCUUCUUUGAAGGCGGUCUUCUCAAAUAUCUGUGAUCCAAAGGGAAUUAUUUUAUAACUUAAGUAGAUCUUCGAAACUGAUCCAGGACGUUCAAUUUCGCAAAAAAAGACGCAUUUAUAUUAAACUUCAACGACUGAGGAGGUCAAAACGCAUCCAAGCCGACAACACCUUUAGCGGUGUGAUACAGUACAGGUCCUCUCGCCUCUCUGCCAUGCCCCUAUAACAGACCGGCCGAUGAAAAAGGCGGAUCGCCCAGCGCUGAUUCGCAGUUCGGCUCCGGGGGAGUGUCUAUUCAACUUAGCGGUGCAGAAACGGAGAAGCGUCCCCGUCAUCUAUCACAUCAGUGAUUAAGAGCGCAGUAGGCAGACCUUGAACGAUGCAUUCAGCUGCUCUUCGGCUUCUCAGUGGACUCGUUCCGCUCCCAGCGGGACAGUCCUUCAGAGGGUGAGGGAGACACCGGUGGGCUGCCUUCACAAGGCUGAACUCGAGAAUAGGUAAGACGUGGGCUGAAUAUCUGUCAAAACACAAAAAGAACAGGCAUGAUCGCCGUCCUUCUGGGUGCGCUGUGGCUCGCAGCACUGGCAGCCGCUCAGAAUGACACUGAGCCCAUUAUGCUGGAGGGGAAAUGCCUGGUGGUGUGCGACUCCAACCCGACCUCGGAUGUGACUGGGACGUCCCUUGGAAUAUCGGUCCGCUCUGGAGGUGCAAAAGUGGCUUUCUCUGCCGUGAGGAACACCAACCACGAACCGUCGGAGAUGAGUAACCGGACCAUGGUCAUCUACUUCGACCAGAUUCUGGUGAAUGUGGGCAAAAAUUUCGACGAAGAAAAGAGCAAUUUCAUCGCUCCACGCAAGGGGAUAUACAGCUUUAAUUUCCACGUAGUGAAAGUGUACAACCGACAGACCAUACAGGUGAGUUUGAUGCACAAUGGCUGGCCAGUUAUCUCUGCUUUCGCGGGCGAUCAGGAUGUGACCCGUGAGGCCGCCAGCAAUGGUGUGUUGAUCGCCAUGGAGAAGGGAGACAGCGCGUACCUCAAGCUGGAGCGCGGAAACCUGAUGGGCGGAUGGAAGUACUCUACCUUCUCUGGCUUCCUGGUCUUUCCCAUGUAGGCCAAGCCUGUGUAGCGGAAGAGCACAGCUAUUUGGUUUUCUAAUGUGUGUAAUCGUGGACUGGUGAACCUGUUCUCUGGUCACUGUCUCCUAACACUGGAGACAGAUGAGAGCCCAGGCCCGUUCAUACAAGUGUGUGUCUGUCCUAGAGAGUGUCCCUGUGGUCAAUCGCGCAGCACCAGACCAGUGGGGCACAUCCCCAGCAGUGUAUAGGUAUCCUAUGCAUCCUGACAUUUCAGGGAGCAGCCAUGAAAUUCUUGUAAGGAAUUAAACAUUUUUCGCUGUGUUUCUUGUUUGCUGGCAGGAAGCUGAAUUGGUGUAUUUAUAGAGUGGUGACCUUUUGCUAAGAGGCCUGUGAUCAAAUCCAGCUGGUUAAGCCUGUGUGCCUCUUUCCUUCUGUUUAUGUACCAUGUGUUCAAUAAGCUGAAAAAUCCAGAAAAAAAUGCUAUGGAACAUUAUUAUUUUCCUAUAAAAUAGGUGUGAAUAAUUAAAUUAGAUUUCAUUAAUUUUAUUUGCCCUAAUCCAAUAAAAUUGAAAAGGGAUUUUUGUGAAACACCAUGCGGAUGAUGACAUGUCUGUAGCAAUGCUAUGUAGUCCUGUGUGUGUGUCUAUCCCUGUCACUGAACACACUCUGUGGCAGCACAAUGUGUUUCUAUCAAAGUCCAUGAUUUCAAGAGUACUUUGUUAGUGGCCUGUAUCAGUGUGUGUUCAUGUUAUACCCCUGCUGGGGCAUGGAUACCCUGGCAGAUUCGGGUUGGGGCUGGAGGUAGCACUUGAUAGGGGCUUUUGAAUACGUAAGAUCUUUCGAUAAUCACAUACAGGAGAUCACACCUUCCUGGUGUUCCUGUCCCUUGAUCUUUGAAGCAAAUUCUUGAUGCCACAUAGGAGUUCUGUCCAGGACUCAUUUUCAUCAUCUCUGUAAGGGACAGUUUGGUCCUCGAAGUGAAAUCUGACCUUGGUGUCUCAGGGAGGAGAGGAGCUCGAAGCUCAUCUCCACUCCUCAGGGCAGUAAUCAGUCCGGGGUGAAGGAGUGGACAGAUGGUGGCUCAAGGUGGGCUGUGGAGAAGGAUUUUCCGAAAGUGUUAAGCACUCACCCUCUCUGCUGGAGGAAUAGCUGGGAGAUUUGUAGCUGCUUAUUGUUAAUCAGAAAUGCUCCAGUGAAUUUUCUGCCAUAAUUCUGUUAAUGUUCUUCUUUGAACGAGGUAAUUUUGGCCAAAACAGCUGCCCACUCUAUUAGACUUUUCCUAGCCUUCAAUUUCUGACCUCUUAAUGUUUUAAUCCAGUGCUCACCAACUGCUCGACAGGUUGCUCGCCAAGACAUUUCUUCCAAGCCCCCCUCGAUCAACAAAAGCAAAAAAAACGACCUCCCUCCCAUGGUGAGCAAAAUAUACCAUCACAAUCUGGUUGCUCGCUACAAUAUAAAAAUCUUUAUUCAGGGGAAGAAAGUCCAAGUCCAGAAAGUAUAAAUCCAGACUAAGAUUUUGUUUCAACCAACCGGUUGAGUACUCUGUGACCGUGACUCUUUAUACUCAACUGAUUGGUUGAAACAAAAUCUUGGUCUGGAUUUGUCCUUUCUGGACUGGAACGUUCCAGCUCUACCUUUAUCUUUGUAAAAGUAGCUUUUACUGUAAAAAAAGGUAGGAGACCACUGCGCUAGUCAGUAGCCUGGUACGUGUGUUGACCAGGCUGGAGCUAACAGUGUUGUCGAACCUACUCUUAGAAGCUGUGGUGUAGGGUGUAGAAGCUGUAGGGUUACACUUGAAGGGUGUGGUGAGUCUCUAACCAGUGAGUUGUCUGUUAAAUUUUUCACGAAACCUAGUUGAAUACCGACUCACUCAAUGUGGUUGACAUUUUCAUUUUGUCAGGUUCCUGGUCUCAUACAAAAUACCUGUGAGCUUGACAUCUAUAAAUAACUGUGGUGAUUUGCUGAGAUAAGACAGGUGGAGCAGUGAUCCUUCCUGAGAACAGGUGCAUUCGCUGAACAGAAGCCCGGGCCCUGCAGAGUUUGGACACACACAGGCAGAACCCCCGAACCUGUGGAAAAGAGGACAUAUGGCAUCCCCACAGGACAUGUCCUUCCUCUCUCUCUGCUGAUUGAUUACCAGCUCAACCCACUCCACAAAACUAGCAGCCACCUUUCUCCCCAUAUUAAAAAAAAAUGCAUGGUUCAUAUAUGGUUCAUAUAGGGCUAGCAAGCAUUUUUCUUAUUUCGAUUAUAUAUGACAGUGCAUGAUUUUUUUAUAUGUUCACUACAAGUCAGUGUUUUUGCUUGUAUGAUUGUGGCCACAUUUAUACCAAAAAACACAUUUGACAUGUAAGGCACCGAAGGUAAAAGCCUAUAGAAGAAACAUUUUUUGCUUUUACAUGAACUUUACAUUUUACCAUGUGAUAAUAUAUGGUUUUAGUAGGAAGUACAUGUUUAUUGUUUGCUAUUUCUAAAUAAAAAUUAUAUUGCUUUUUAUGAUGAUCUAUCUGCAUUCAGUUGGUUUAAUUAGACAUGAGAAAAUUCACGUUAUGUUCUCAGAACACAAAGUGAAUGCAGCAACUGAAAAACGAUGUUUCCUUUCCAAAAUACUCAUUCUUCUUGUGGAACCAUGGUCCAUGAUUCAGUUGAGUUCAUUCAAAUAAUUAUGCAUAAAAACUAAUAUUGACAAAACAUUCAUAUAAUAUGCAUUGUAUAUAAAUGUAGAACUUACAUGUUUGACAAAACAUUAAUAUGUAUUUUACAUCAAUAAAGGACAUAUAUGACUAAUGACACAUACAUUUAAUUAAUAUGAAUUGUGCAUUAAUGUCAGACUUAUAUGUUGGACGGUACAUUAAUUCCAUAUGUAUUUUACAUCAAUAAAGAAUAUGUAUGUCUGAUGACACAUUAACUUAA
Paramormyrops kingsleyae is the source of this 4422-nucleotide messenger RNA. Its product is annotated as cerebellin-1-like. Gene Ontology annotation, cellular component: synaptic cleft; glutamatergic synapse. Lineage: Eukaryota; Metazoa; Chordata; Actinopteri; Osteoglossiformes; Mormyridae. Gene Ontology annotation, molecular function: protein binding. The record is from RefSeq and is a predicted model, not a curated record. Gene Ontology annotation, biological process: maintenance of synapse structure.